AUGCAGCAUCACCCCCACCAUCAGCAACAGGGUCAAGCACCUAACCAACAUCUGCAACGGCAACCGCAUCCCCAGCACCCGCGACCCUCGAGCGUGGUUCAUCAGCAACACCAUUCCCAGCCGCAGUCGCAACACCAACACCCUUCCGCCUACGCGCAAGGACACUCCAUCGCACCUGCCUACCACCAGUCCGCCGCUCAACCGAGCAGCGCACAGCAUCCUCAAGACGGCGGUCUGCCAUACUACACUCAUCCGAGCCCCUACAGCACGCCCGGCGCGACCAGCGGAUACACAUCCGCAGACACGUCCGACAUGAUGGCCGCCGCUCAAAUGCCGAGACCACCUUACCCGCCCAUGUCAUACCAUACGCCGCAGUCCAACUCGCCUGCCUCUGUUGCUUCGCCCUCUCAGCAUGAUCAGCACCGAAGUAUCUACGCGCAGCCUCCCUCGCAGCAUCUUCAACAAAACAUGUACUACCCGCCGCACCAGCCCCAUUACCCGUCGAUGCAGGCCCAGUCCCAGCAGUCGCCCUACGCGCAACACACUGCACAGGCCCACCCGUCCAUGCCGUCGCAGCAGAGCAUGAUGAUGCCGCAGGCGCAGCAGCAGCAGCAGCAGCCUCAAAUCCAGCAGCAGCAACAGCAGCAACAGCAGCAGCAACAAUCAUCCCAGCAUGCUCAGGCGCAAGCGCAGGCUCAGGCGCAGAUGGCAAACAGCCCCCGCCACCAGCACAUGAAGCAGGAGCAGCAGCAGGUGCCCCACCAGCUGCAGAAGCCUCAGCCAGCCCCAAUGAGCCACAGCCCGCACCCUCCGAACGGAACGGCUCUGUCCACGCCUACGGGCUCGACGUCGGGAGCUGUCAACCCCAACGCGGCGCCUGGUCCUAUCCCCGCGACCACGCCCCUGGUCGUUCGUCAAGACCAGAACGGCGUCCAAUGGAUCGCGUUUGAGUAUUCUCGGGAUCGCGUCAAGAUGGAAUACACGAUUCGCUGUGACGUCGAGUCGGUCAACACGGACGAGCUGUCUGCCGACUUCAAAACGGAGAACUGUGUCUAUCCCCGGGCCUGCUGCCCCAAGGACCAGUACAGGGGCAACCGACAGGUGUACGAAACGGAAUGCAACACGGUCGGCUGGGCCCUGGCUCAGCUAAACCCCUCUCUGCGAGGCAAGCGUGGUCUGAUCCAGCGUGCGGUUGACAGCUGGAGGAACAGUAACCAAGAUCCGAGACUGCGGAGCCGAAGGGUCCGACGACAGGCGAAGCUCAACACGCGGAAGAGCGUAUCACAGCCACCCCACCCCGGAUCCCACAUGUCCGGCCCUAGCCCGCCAGGCAUGCCUCAAGCUCCGGGUGGCAUGGGUGCGGGAGGUGCAGCCAAGAUGCCUGGAAUGGGUAACAUGGGUCACAUGGGUCACAACACCGCUCCCGGAGGCGGGGAAGAAGUCGGCGAUGACUACAUGGACGAUCAGCAAGGUCAUCACCACCACCAUCAAGCCCCAGCGGGCCAACCGGGCGCCGCCGGCGAUGACGUGAGGCAAUCGCAGGUUUUCAACAGCAGCGGUUAUGGUGGCCACUCGGCCUAUCCCGCCCCCAACCAGGCCUCCAUGCCACACAUGGGCAGCGCCCCUCACGGCGGCCCCAUCACGGCUCGUCGUCAGAGCCGCAGCGAGCCAGAUGAGCCGGAGAAUCUGUUUCCCAACAUUCCCGAGGCCAAGAAACGCAAGUUCAUCCUGGUCGAAGACAACGUCCGUGGCUCCCGUCUUCGCGUCCGUGUCACCCUCGACGGCGUCGACACGCGCGAGAUCCCUGAUUCUUUCCGCAAGGGGUCCUCUGUCUACCCCCGCUCGUACUUCCCCCGCGAAAUGCAGAGUCCGCCCCCGUCGGCAACCGGCUCCAAGUUCUUCACGGACGACGCCGAAGACGAAGACGACGGCAUCGAGGAAACUGAUAGCCACGGCGGCCGCCGGGCCCGUGGCAACCUCACCAGGAUGGUCAAGGUGCCUAUCGGCGAGAACACGGAGGCCGAGGUUGCCAUUCCCAGAAUGAGGAAAGCCAUGCGUGGCAAGGAAGUGCGAUUGAAUGAUCUGGGCUACCGCAUGGCCUGGCUUCAAAGCCGUGUCUUCGCUGGGCGUACCGUCUUCCUGCAGCGAGCCCUCGACUGCUAUCGCAAUAAGACGCGAUCGGCCAUUGAGUCCAUCAUGCAGGACGUCAAGGUGCUCGCACCUCAUUACGAGACCCGCGUCGGCAAGCGGCGCUGGAACGAUCGGAUGCGGAAGGGCGAGAGCGACGAGUAA
Verticillium nonalfalfae is the source of this 2292-nucleotide messenger RNA. RefSeq lists its product as uncharacterized. The coding region runs from base 1 to 2292 and encodes 763 amino acids. The record is from RefSeq and is a predicted model, not a curated record. The transcript is spliced from 4 exons. Lineage: Eukaryota; Fungi; Ascomycota; Sordariomycetes; Glomerellales; Plectosphaerellaceae.